GUGGGGGAAUUUCCUUUCUUUUAUGUCACUCCGUUUACACCCAAGUUCCCUGUUCUAACACAAGCUUCCGAAUCGUCAGAGACAGAUUUUCCCGAUGCCAUGGCUAAGGCCAGAUACCCAAGCACCAGAGACCUGUUUUUGAUGUGUGCUGUACAUGGCAUCGUAUUAGGUAUGUUUUCAGAUAAGGUGCAAGGAGAUGGUAACCUUUACAGAGGUUUGUAUGCAUCAGAGGUGGAGGUCCUGAGAGACAGAGAAAUUCCUGCUGACCUUCCCGAGGAAGAAUUCAGAAGUGUCCGUUCGGCAUCCACCUGCUUGCAAAAGUGUUUGGGUGUUCCGAAAUGUCUUUCGUUUCAAUGGAACCUAAUGGAGGGACGCUGCAAAUUGUACAACAACAGUUUCUCUUCGUCGGAUAACAGCCAGAUAGGGAACAGAUACUACACCGUUAUCAAAGAUGGUUGCCAUCAGGACGGAUACCUCUAUAACAGUAGGCUGAGUCUCUGUUGGAGACCGUUUUCACAGAAAAUGAACUAUAGCGAGGCCUUACAGACCUGUCUGAGAGAUCGAGGCAGACUUCUCAGGGUAUCUUCACUUCCGAUUUGGGAGUACCUUAAAACAGAGCUAGCCGAGCACUCGAUGAGCUUGUUCUGGGUCCAAGGCACCACAAACGGAACCCACGUGGUUUAUGACGAUGGUACCGUGGCGGAUUUCAUGAGCCUCGGUUUCGAGGGAGGGGCCGAAGAGUUGGACCCGGGCGGUCGCUUUAUCAUCGCUAGAGAUCAAGACUUCCAGUGGAUGAACGUGUGGCCUGGUUCCAAAAACGGUUUUCUAUGUCAAGUAGCCUCCAAAACCGGUCCCGACACCAAAGGAAGCGAACAGGAGGCGCUGUACAUGUACUAGUACAUGUGUAUAUACAUGUGCAAUCCACAUGUACAUUAGGGCGAUAACGACAUGUGUAUUGUUGUUCAACAGUCAAGUUGUUUGAUCUUUUUAGUUUUACGAUAGUGUUACCGAAAAUGAAAAUCAUGUACAGUAAUGAAAAUAAAUCCACGUGAAAUGUUAA
Magallana angulata is the source of this 1060-nucleotide messenger RNA. RefSeq lists its product as uncharacterized. The transcript is spliced from 3 exons. Bases 100 to 897 code for a protein of 265 amino acids. The record is from RefSeq and is a predicted model, not a curated record. Lineage: Eukaryota; Metazoa; Mollusca; Bivalvia; Ostreida; Ostreidae.